AAAGUCCUUCCUUCCACCCUUUAGAGAUGGAAAAGGUUUAGUGUUAUGCUGCUUUGCUAUAGAGUUGGCUAAUGUCAUUUUACAGGGACCUUUCACUUCUGUGAUUUCUCCUUCCCUCCUCACCAGGAAAGAAUGCAAUAUUUAAGGCACUGCCUCCAAGACAUCUGAUGCUUUGACACGCUUCCUUAGUACAACUCUGCUAAGCCCAGAUCUCUUAUGUAAAACCUUUGUGUUGAUGAUCCACUGGGUAGCAGGGAUUACAGAUGGUGGCAAAGAUAAACCAUAGAGUGGAAAAGGAAUUUGAGGCUUAUUAGAGAGGGGUGGAGUUGAGGUGAACUGACCCUAGGUGAACAGAGGGAAAGGUACGUCAGUGAUUAUGAAUGUAAUUUUUUUAAGGCAAAUUAAAACACAUCCCUGAGAAGAAGAGUAAGAUUCAAGGGUUGGAGAGGAGGCUGCAAAAGUUUCAACAUCAUAAAGAACUAGUUGUUAAAAAGUGCUUUUCUGUUGGGGACAGAUCCCCAAAGUAGCAUUAUCUUUUCUAAACAUUGUCUUUAAUUCGAUUCUGCAAAUAAUUGUUGUUUUAAAAUAAUACAGUGAAGCUUCCUGUGUCUGCACCCUUAUGACAUUGUUUAUAAUGUUGUUUAUUCUCUGUUGAUGUUUAAUAGCGUGGUGAAAAAACAGCAAUUUUGUCCUGCUGUUGGGGGGUUGUUUUAUUUUGUUUUCUUUGAUGGAAAUACUUAAGCCAAAUUUAAAUAUGACUGAGGAUUAAGUCUGGCAGGCAACUCUUUGUAUUUUGUAUUAGACUUCAAAAUCUUUUCUUCUUCUCCUUUUUUUUCCUUUUCUUUUCUUUUCUUUUUUUUAAAUCCAGGAGAAUGCUUUAUUGCACCUUUUAGCUGACUAGGUGCUUAACUUAGUAACAAGUUUAGCCCUUGUAACUGGCUAGCUAAAAGCAAAUCGGCUUGUUUCUCAGAUCUUUGGGGGAUAGCAAGAAACAUUUGAGUGAAUGUUGUUGAAGAUUUUCAGUAGUAUAGAAAAUGAUGGCGCUCUUGUGAUAUUUGUAAGUACAAGCAAGGAUUUGGCACAGACAUCCUAUUUCAUGGCUACCAACAGUCUGCACCUUACCACCUUCUGUCUUCAGUACAAACCAACAGUGAUAGCAUGUGUGUGCAUUCAUUUGGCUUGCAAGUGGUCCAAUUGGGAGAUUCCUGUAUCAACCGAUGGAAAGCAUUGGUGGGAAUAUGUGGACCCUACAGUUACUUUAGAGUUACUAGAUGAGCUAACACAUGAGUUUCUGCAGAUACUGGAGAAAACGCCUAGUAGGUUGAAGAAGAUUCGAUACUGGAGGGCUGACCAAGCAGCGAGGAAGCCAAAAGCAGAUGGGCAGAUAUCAGAGACGCCGCGGCUUGGCUCGACGUUGGUCCAGAAUUCCAUUUUAGUAGAUGGUGUCACUGGCGUGCCUACAAACCCAAGCUUCCAGAAACCGUCUACAUCGACAUUCCCUGCACCAGGACCUAUAAACCCCGGAAAUAAUUCUGCUCAAGACAGCAGCCAUACAUCAGAUCAUUUGUCAUUGCUAGCAACAGGAAUGCCAAGUACCUCAUACGGCGUGUCAUCGCACCCAGGAUGGCCCCAAGAUCAAGAGUCAGCACGGACGAAUAAGAUGUACUUGCAGAAGCAGGAAGCAUCUUCAUCAAGUGGCCAGUACAGCAUCAGCUUCCAGCAGGGACCCUCCAUCUCAUUGCAUUCAGGAUUGCAUCAGAGAUCCGAAAAAAUUUCUGAUCAUUCUUCAGUUAAACAAGACUAUACUCAUAAAGCAGGGAGCAGUAAAUACCAUGGGCCAAUUUCAUCUACUCCUGGAGUAAUUCCUCAGAAAAUGUCUUUAGAUAAAUAUAGAGAAAAACGCAAACUAGAAACCCUUGACCUGGAGGUAAGGGACCACUGUGUAGCUGCCCAGGUAGAGCAGCAGCACAAACAUGCGCAGCCGCAGGCCGCGAGCAGCAGCUCUGUGACUUCUCCCAUCAGAAUGAAAAUCCCCAUUGCAAAUGCUGAAAAACACACAGCAGAUAAAAAGGAAAAAAGCGCGUCACUGAAAUUGCGGAUCCCAAUAUCAUCCACCGAUAAAAACGCCAGUAAAGAAGAACUGAAAAUGAAGAUCAAAGUUGCAUCUUCCGAGAGACACAGUUCUUCGGAUGAAGGGAGUGGAAAGAGUAAGCAUUCAAGUCCGCUGGUUGGCAGAGACCAUAAGGACAAGCACAAGGAGCAUCCUUCCAACCGCCACCAUGCCAGUAGUCACAAGCACUCCCACGCCCAUAGUGGCGGCGGCAGUGGGGUCAGUAAGCACAGUGCUGAUGGAAUCCCACCCACUGUUCUGAGGAGUCCUGUUGGCCUGAGCAGUGAUGGCAUUUCCUCUAGUUCCAGCUCUUCACGGAAGAGGCUGCAUGUCAAUGAUGCUUCUCACAACCACCACUCCAAAAUGAGCAAAAGUUCCAAAAGUUCAGGUAGUUCCUCUAGUUCUUCCUCCUCUGUUAAGCAGUAUAUGUCCUCUCACAACUCUGUUUUUAACCAUCCCUUACCCCCUCCUCCCCCUGUCACAUACCAGGUGGGCUACGGACAUCUCAGCACCCUCGUGAAACUGGACAAGAAGCCAGUGGAGACCAACGGUCCUGAUGCCCAUCACGAGUACAGUGCAAACAGCCAGCAUAUGGACUACAAAGACACAUUCGACAUGCUGGACUCGCUGCUAAGUGCCCAAGGGAUGAACAUGUGAUCGUUUGUUUAGGUCAAUUUUUCUUUUACCUUUUGAAUUUGAAGAUGGUUAGAACGGAAACCUUCCUCCUGAUCGAGCAGUGGUAACAGCUGCCGUUGCUGCCAUUGCCUCAGAAUUUGUAAGUGCUGCUUUAUUCUUCAUUCUGAACAGAAGAGAUUGUAGUAAACACGUCUUUAUCUCCACAUGUGAUAGUGUUAUAAUACUGUCAAAGCAUGGAAGGCACAGAACUCAGUAUUUCUACAAUCGCAGCUAAGAACCUUAGGGUGAAUGGAUGGCUGCUUCUAGGAAUAUAAGAGGCCUCAAGCAUUUGUUAUUUAUAAUUUGAAUACUGUAGCAAUUUUUUUGUUGUUGUUGCUUGGCUUUUGAAUGAGUGAAACUUGUUUUCUUUUGUGUAUUUAUACUUGUAUGUAUGAUUUGCAUGUUUCAAUGAUAAGGGAUAAAACAGUAUACUGACAACUGUUUACAAGAAAGUGGAGAAAAAUGUACAUACAUUUUUGUAUGUUUAGAUAUUACCAUAAAUACUCAGGAUUGGAGCUGCUUGUAAGUAUAACAAUAUACAGAAUAAUUUUAUUUUAUCUUGUGUUGGAGUCCAUCACUAAUCUAAAACAAAGGUGGCACUUUUUCAUGUUAACCUUAAACUCUAGGCCUUACUGGAAGCCACGGAAGGGGGAGGGGCGCUUCAUUCCGGGAUGGAGGCGCAGUGCCGAGGAUGGUCGCUGACGCUGUGAGGCGCUGGACUGUGCCUGCAGUCGGACCAGACUGGCUGCCGAAAUAGCCCCUAGCUUUCAGAAGGCUUGAAGAGGAAAACAAACAAAGUUUACACUCUCUAGAUGUGAAGUGCAUUUAAACGUUUGUUGGCUCGUUGCAGUGCUAGGAACACAGCUGUUAAUAAUGGUUUUAUAGAUCACUGGGAUUUGGAAACUAAAUUCAUGAAAACUCACACAGUGACGAAUUAGUCCAUUUUUCCUUAAACUGUAACACUACAUGUUUUAAUAGUAAACAGGGAUUGCGUUUCCUUUCAAAGCAUUCAGAAUGGCACCAUAUUCUAAAACAUCCUCCUGCCCAUAUUUCUGUUCAGGUGAAUGCAGUCUUCCUUAUAAAAACAAAAUGAAACCUCUCGCUCUCUCAAUUUAUUUUAUAUUCUGACAUUAAAGAAAGAAAAGCUCGCUGACUGUGCAUUGUACCUGUAUUUAUAACUUUAGAUUGUUAGAGAAACUCAGCCUCCAAGUGAACCACUAGUGGAGCUUUUAUAUUUGCUUGUACUUCUCAAUAGAACCCUGUUGAGAUGGAUACUGUUUGCACGGUCGUCUGACUUCUGAACAAAUGGCAGAUUCUCAUUUGUUUAGCGUUACUGUUGAAUGCCAGUAAUGUAGCUCUGGUUUAUUGGUUAAUCUUGAAUUUAUUCUAUGGUAGAUCCUUGCUUGAGCUGAGUUGAGUUCAAAUUCUAUUGAACUGAAAUUCUUUUAAUUUUCUUUUGGUAUAUAUGAAUUAUUUUUGUUACAGAGUCACUGAUACGUGUACAAUUGUACUUUUACACAAGUGUGUUACAGUUGUAAAUAUUAGAGUUUAAUCCCGUAUUUUACUUUUAUUUAGUAGUUAUCUAAUUUACUGGUAGCUUUGUGAUUUUUUUAAGAUUCUUGUUCAUUCUUUCAGUAAUGUUAUUUCAACUUAGAUGAAUAGGAGCCCAUUUCUAGGGACUUUGCCUAGCUAGCAUGUCCUUGCAUUUGUUCUUGUCUUGCAUAAUUUAGUAAUCCUUGUCUUUACAUGUAACUUUGUUGCUCGUUUGGCAUAAUAUUGUAUCCAUGAAGAUGGUCGUUUUGAUACAGUCAUACUUUUACAGUGGUGCAUAAUCCACAGACUAGUGUAGAAUUAAACAGAGUUCAGGAUGAGGGAGGGAAGGGUUUUAUUCUUGGUAAUUUAGAUGUGAAACCUCUAAGGAGCUAUCAUGUGAAAUGACAGUUGUUCUUGUACUGUAUAAUUGGGGAUAAUAAUACCAGGAAUUUUAAUAAGAUUUUGUAAAGUUAUCCAGAAAAGUAGUGAACUUAUUUUCAGUAUGUCAUAGAAAACAAUGUGAAUAUUUAAGGUCUGUGACUAUACUUAAACUUCACUAAGAAUUUGCAGAAUUGUUUCGAGAUGUGAGAAUAAAGGUAAUUUUGUUGAAUCUUUAUUGGUGCUAAUGAUGGACAGUCUAAAAAGGUAGCUAGUGUAUAUUGUUAUGGGUCAGUACUUAUUAGUAGUACUUCCAAAAUUUAAUCUGAAAUGCUAUGUAUUCACUUUUCACUCUGUAAAUGUAAUCUUUACAAUGACUUUAUUUAUUAAAGGGCAGCCAGUUGUAAUUUUUA
This is a messenger RNA of Echinops telfairi (small Madagascar hedgehog), 5109 nucleotides long. It is a transcript of the gene CCNT2, whose product is annotated as cyclin T2. Gene Ontology annotation, biological process: regulation of transcription by RNA polymerase II; positive regulation of DNA-templated transcription, elongation. The coding region runs from base 1004 to 2767 and encodes 587 amino acids. Gene Ontology annotation, cellular component: cyclin/CDK positive transcription elongation factor complex; nucleus. Lineage: Eukaryota; Metazoa; Chordata; Mammalia; Afrosoricida; Tenrecidae. The transcript is spliced from 5 exons. Gene Ontology annotation, molecular function: cyclin-dependent protein serine/threonine kinase activator activity. The record is from RefSeq and is a predicted model, not a curated record.